UAAGGUUAAAAACUUCCAAAUCAAUAUAAUAAAGAAAAUGUAAUUGAAAAUGAGAAGUUAAAUCUUUUAUUAUAAAGAUGGAAAGCUGAUUUAAAUAAAUAAUCUUAAGAUUUUAAUAAUAUUUUAUAAGACGUUGAUAAAAGUAUGUAAGAGAUUGAAAAUAGUUUUAUUUAUUAUGAAAGUAUAUCUUAAAUUAGUAAUGAUGUAAGUUAAUAAUUUAGCACAGCAUAAACAGAAAUAUAUAAUAUCUAAUAAUUCUAAGUUUAAAUAGAUUAAAAUUUAGACAGUUUAAGAAAAUUUUUGGUUGAUUUAUUAUUAAAAUAAGGAGAUAAUAUUUAAAAUGUAUUUGAUAAUCCUAUCUGUGAAAAAAUAUAGAAUAUAGACUGCGGUUUAUAAGAAAUAGAAUUGAAUAUAAAUUAAAUUAUUAGUGAAUUAAAUCCAAUUAAUUAAAGAAAUUAAAAAAAUGAUAAAAAAAUAAUUGAUUCAUUAAAUUCAUAUUAUUCAAUUUUAGAAAAGUUAGAAUCUGAUAGUAAUAACUUAAGACAUAAAAUGAACUCUAUUAUGCAAAAUUCUUAUAAUUAUAGUAAUAAUAUUUUUUGA
Messenger RNA from Ichthyophthirius multifiliis, 600 nucleotides. RefSeq lists its product as hypothetical. NCBI's taxonomy places the organism in Eukaryota, Ciliophora, Oligohymenophorea, Hymenostomatida. The record is from RefSeq and is a predicted model, not a curated record. The transcript is spliced from 5 exons. The annotation marks the transcript as partial.